ACACUAAUCUAACUGACUUAACUAGCUGACAUCAUGGGAGACAUGUCCAACAGCGAUUUUUAUGCCAAGAACCAAAGAAAUGAGGGCAACCAUGCAGCAGCCUUUGGCUGCUCGGUCAUGGAGCUGCGCUCGUUGAUGGAGCUGCGUGGAACAGAGGCGGUGGUCAAGCUCCAGGAGGACUACGGGGGAGUAGAAGGACUGUGCAAACGACUGAAAACCUCACCCACAGAAGGUCUUGCAGGUGCCCAAACUGACCUGGACAAGAGGAAAGAAAUAUUUGGUAAAAACCUGAUACCUCCAAAAAAGCCAAAAACCUUCCUGCAGCUGGUAUGGGAGGCCCUGCAGGACGUUACCCUCAUCAUCUUGGAGAUCGCUGCCCUGAUCUCCCUGGGUCUCUCUUUCUACCACCCUCCCGGGGAGACCGGCGGAGAGUCCUGUGGCGCAGCAGCAGGCGGAGUGGAAGAUGAGGGUGAGGCGGAUGCUGGCUGGAUUGAGGGUGCCGCCAUCCUGUUGUCUGUAGUGUGUGUGGUGCUGGUGACGGCCUUCAAUGACUGGUCAAAGGAGAAGCAGUUUCGUGGGCUGCAGAGCCGCAUUGAGCAGGAGCAGAAAUUCCAGGUGGUCCGUGGUAGCCAGGUCAUCCAGCUGCCUGUGGCUGACAUAGUGGUGGGGGAUAUCGCACAGAUCAAAUAUGGUGAUCUGCUUCCUGCUGAUGGAGUGUUGAUCCAGGGUAAUGACCUGAAGAUUGAUGAGUCAUCACUGACCGGAGAGUCUGACCACGUCAAGAAGUCUGCAGAUAAGGACCCAAUGCUGCUGUCUGGGACCCAUGUGAUGGAGGGCUCGGGGCGCAUGGUGGUGACGGCUGUCGGUGUCAACUCUCAGACUGGAAUCAUCUUUACACUGCUGGGGGCUGGCGUGGAGGAAGAGGAGAAAAAGGAGAAGAAAGGAGGGGCAGUGGAAGACGGACACCAGAAUACAGACUGCUCCCAUCCCCCUAUCCACCCCAUCGCAACUAUAGCCACGGAUGGGGCUGCAGGCAUUAAUGCCCCUGGCAGUGCCAGCCUAAUUAAUGGUAAAAUGCAAGAUGGCAAUAUGGAGAGCAACCAGAUUAAAGUGAAGAAGCAGGAUGGAGCAGCUGCCAUGGAGAUGCAGCCUCUAAAGAGUGCUGAAGGCGGAGAGGCUGACGAGAAAGAGAGGAAGAAAGUGUCAGCUCCGAAGAAAGAGAAGUCUGUGCUGCAAGGGAAGCUGACCAAACUGGCUGUCCAGAUUGGCAAAGCAGGUUUGCUCAUGUCGGCCAUUACAGUCAUCAUCCUGGUCCUGUACUUUGCCAUUGACAACUUUGUGAUGGAGAAGCGCCCUUGGAUGCCUGAGUGCACUCCUAUCUACAUCCAAUACUUUGUCAAGUUCUUCAUCAUUGGUGUAACUGUUUUGGUGGUGGCUGUCCCAGAGGGACUGCCGCUGGCUGUCACCAUCUCCUUGGCUUAUUCUGUUAAGAAAAUGAUGAAAGACAACAACCUGGUGCGUCACUUGGAUGCAUGUGAAACAAUGGGCAACGCUACAGCCAUCUGUUCUGACAAGACAGGCACGCUAACCACCAACCGCAUGACAGCUGUGCAGUUAUACGUUGGUGAUGUACAUUACAAAGAGAUACCAGAUCCUGGAGUCCUGCCACCCAAGUCAUUGGAUUUACUUGUCAAUGCCAUCUCAAUUAACAGCGCCUAUACCACAAAGAUACUGCCCCCAGAUAAGGAAGGCGGUCUGCCGAAGCAGGUGGGCAACAAGACAGAGUGUGGCCUGCUGGGACUAGUGUUGCAGCUGAAGCGGGAUUACCAGCCAAUAAGAAACCAGAUCCCAGAGGAGAAGCUUUACAAAGUCUAUACCUUCAACUCUGUCAGGAAGUCAAUGAGCACUGUCAUAAAGCUGCCUGACGGUAGCUUCCGGAUGUACAGCAAGGGAGCCUCUGAGAUUGUACUCAAAAAAUGCAGCCAUAUCCUAAACGAGGUGGGUGAGCUAAGGGUUUUCCGUCCACGAGACAAGGACGAGAUGGUGAAGAAAGUGAUUGAGCCCAUGGCGUGUGAUGGCUUGAGGACCAUCUGUGUGGCGUAUCGUGACUUUUCCAGCAAUCCUGAGCCCAACUGGGAUGAUGAGAACAACAUACUGAAUGACCUCACAGCCAUCUGUGUUGUCGGAAUAGAGGACCCCGUCAGGCCAGAGGUCCCUGAUGCCAUUCAGAAGUGCCAGCGUGCAGGCAUCACAGUGCGUAUGGUGACAGGAGACAAUAUAAACACAGCCCGAGCCAUAGCCAUCAAGUGUGGUAUCAUCCACCCAGGAGAGGACUUCCUGUGCAUUGAUGGCAAAGAGUUCAACAGGAGGAUCCGCAAUGAGAAAGGAGAGGUGGAACAGGAGCGUAUCGAUAAGGUUUGGCCUAAACUCCGAGUACUGGCUAGAUCAUCCCCAACCGACAAACACACACUGGUCAAAGGCAUUAUUGACAGCACUAUGGUAGACCAGAGGCAGGUGGUGGCUGUGACUGGAGAUGGGACCAAUGAUGGGCCUGCUCUAAAGAAGGCUGACGUUGGAUUUGCCAUGGGUAUUGCUGGUACAGAUGUGGCCAAGGAAGCAUCAGAUAUCAUUCUCACCGACGACAACUUCAGCAGCAUCGUGAAAGCAGUUAUGUGGGGCCGAAAUGUCUACGACAGCAUCUCCAAGUUUCUUCAGUUCCAGCUCACUGUCAAUGUUGUAGCUGUCAUUGUGGCUUUCACUGGUGCCUGCAUCACACAGGACUCUCCUUUGAAAGCAGUGCAGAUGUUGUGGGUGAACCUUAUCAUGGAUACUUUUGCAUCCCUGGCUCUGGCGACAGAGCCUCCCACGGAGUCUCUGCUUAAGAGGAAGCCAUAUGGUCGCAAUAAGCCUCUGAUUUCCAGCACCAUGACAAAGAACAUAUUAGGACAUGGAGUCUAUCAGCUCAUUAUCAUCUUCACACUGCUCUUUGUUGGUGAGCAGAUCUUUGACAUCGACAGUGGCCGCAAUGCUCCUCUCCACUCUCCACCCUCUGAGCACUACACCAUCAUCUUUAACACCUUUGUCAUGAUGCAGCUGUUUAAUGAGAUAAAUGCCCGCAAAAUCCACGGAGAGAGGAAUGUUUUUGAUGGUAUCUUCAGGAACCCCAUCUUCUGCUCGAUUGUUUUUGGCACAUUUGCUGUGCAGAUCGUGAUUGUGCAGUUUGGAGGGAAGCCAUUCAGCUGUCAACCUCUGGACUUGGAAAAGUGGAUGUGGUGUGUUUUCCUCGGUCUGGGGGAGCUUGUGUGGGGACAGGUGAUAGCCACCAUACCCAAUAGCAGACUGCGCUUCCUGCGGCGGGCAGGGCAGUUAACUCAGAAAGAUGAGCUGCCAGAGGAGGAUGUUAAUGAAGAAAAUGAGGAGAUCGACCACGCAGAGAGGGAGCUGAGGAGAGGACAGAUCCUCUGGUUCAGAGGACUCAACCGCAUUCAGACUCAGAUCCGAGUUGUGAAUGCAUUCCGUAGCUCCCUGUAUGAAGGCCUGGAAAAACCAGACUCCAGAACAUCCAUCCACAACUUCAUGACACACCCUGAGUUUAGGAUAGAAGACUCCACGCCCAACAUCCCCCUUAUUGAUGACACGGACGAUGAUUCUGCUCGUAGAAGGAUGAAGUACUCAAGCCAGCCCUCGUCCCCUAACAAGAACAACAACGCUAUUGACAGUGGCAUUAAUCUCACUAUCGAUACCAGUAAAUCAGCUGCUUCCUCCAGCCCUGCCAGUCCUCUGCACAGCUUGGAGACAAGCCUCUAACCCUGAUCCUAAACUCAGCUCUAACCUCUAAUGUUGUUUCCUCACAUUGUGGGGACACCUCCUCCAAUUCCUCCAGACCUUUAACUGUAACCAUACAAGUCUUCACCCCCAAAUUUUCACCCAAUUCUCAACUUCAAGUUCCCCCAAACCGCUACCUACCGGCGACACAGUCCUGGGGGGAAAAUGUCCACCAUUUUCCCUUAGCCUAGAGCCCUUGAAGCGCUCUGUUCCUUUCAAAGCAGAGAAAAUCUAAGUAAUAUGUCAAGGUGAAAAGAAAAAACAAACUAGCAUACAAUCAAAAAAGUGCAACAAAGCCACAAAACCUACACAGCCAUCCUGCUUUUGUGGUUGUAUGAGUACGGCAGCAGUCGCGGUGGCGUGUACGACAAUACACUUGUACUGGUUAGCAUGUACUGUAUAAGCGUGGGUCUGACUGCACAUAUGUACGAACGGUGUCUUUAGCGGCACUGGGAGGAGGACGAUGAGGAGGGAGACUGCUGAGGAGUAAAAAUCACACAAGAGGACAGACUUUAAACUCUGCUCACUCUUCCUCUCCUCAACAAAAAACAUUGUUAAUACUGAUAAUAGUUUAAAUUAAAUUGAAAAAUAUUGUUAUUAUUCUAAUUCUGAUUCUGAUUAUUAUUGUUCUUAUUAUUGUUGCUCCUGCAUGAAUGUACAUUACCCAGGUUUUAUUUAAAAGGCUUUUAAUUUUAUUGGAGUUCUUUGGUUCUGAUGGGCUAGGCCUCACUGUGGACUGCGAUUUUAAAGACAGCAUCUCUGAGUUUCUGGCCUGCAAAGUCCCCUCUUCUGUGUGGCAUGAACAUGUACCCAACUGUACAAAUUUAUUUCAUCCAUAAACGGAAAUGUGUAUCGAGGUGGUAGGGCUCAACUUGCACAACAGUUUUGCACCUGUCCGUAAAGAGGAACGCAAAAUAAUAAUAAUGAUGAUAGCAUUUAUGGGAUAUAUUCUAUAAAUAUAAAUACAUAUAAAUAUAUUUAGAGAGAGUUUAUCUUUGUUUGUUGGCAUGUUGCCUUGUUCCUGCUUCAAUGGCUCCAAUAACUUUGACUUAUUUAUGUCUUAAAGAGAAUGUAAUUUGUUUACAACCUCGUAGAGAUAAACUUCCUGGUUUCUAGAAGGAGGAAGGCGAAGUCGAAGCUCAGAUGGACCAGAGCUGUUUCGGUGUGUUAUUACUGAAAAACCCUGUGCUGGAAUUUGCCUGCUGUCUUGUCAAAUAAUGUAGAUAUUUUUAGAGGUUUAACAACAAAAAGAAACCAAAAUAUAAUGGGAUACAUAGUAAUUGUGGAAUCUUAGUAUUACUCUAUAUGAUUGUUGGGAUCAAGUUGGAGUGGCUUGCCUUUGGUUUUUUUCUAAACAGAGGCCUCCUUUUUGUGACAGAGGGGGAUAUUUUAUUCUUUUUAUCCACUGCUUCUUCUCUUUUGUUAAGAUUAUGGUUUAUUUUUCUCUGUGCUUCAGCACUGGCCUGGGGUCAGGGCUCGAGUCAAAGGCUGAUAUCAGGACCUUUAUAGCGAACUCUUCUAGAUAAACCUGCUUCUUCAAAGGACUUGACGUUUUUAAAAAAACAAAUCUAUGACCAUCAAAAGGCUGCAGCUGAGUCAUAUUAGAAAUUUGCAGUUAUAUUUGGCUUCUCUGUACCGCACGGAAAUCAAAACGUUUUGGUUGAAAACAUGGAAUAUUUUUUGCGUUGUGUCUAUUUUUUAUUUAACCUUUUGGUUUAUUUUUGUUUAAAGGAGUUUCUUUUCCUCUAGCAGAGACACAUGCAGCCACACAAAGCUGCAGACAUUUUUAACAUCUAAGAAAACAGAAAAACUGACAAAAAAAAGAAGAAAUGAGAACAAAAAUGGAAUGUUGCUUUGACUCUUUUUCUAUAUAUAUAUAUAUAUAUGAGAAAAAAAAAGAUUUUCUGCACUAUCUGGUUAUGAAUGAAAACUUCUGUGGUGUAAUUCUAGAUGUGCUUUUGUGUGUUUUAACCAAGCUUGUCUUCCUGCCGUCACAGAAUAUACAGUACUCUAGCAUCUCAACUGUACUCACUAGUUGUAAACUAUUUAUUGUGCUUUGACCAAUCAGACAUUACCAGAGAGAUGUUACAUACAGAAGGCACAUUUACCCAGUCUUAUUGCACUCCGAAGGACAAGGCCACUUAACUAGCCUGUACUAUUGUAUUUCUAUUACUAACUGAAAUCACUGGCAAGCAUGACGUGAUAGGCUCAUUAUGCAACUUGCAAAAAAAUCCAGAUUUUUCUAACUAAAAACAAAAAACAAAAAUUCUAUAAGCUAGUAAAGUAUAUACGAUCAUUUAUCCAACAAGUUCUAUCUCUCUUCUUUUUUAUAUCCUCCUCCUCUGUCAUUUCCCAGCCAAUCUGUCCAUCUGGAGAGGGUGCACAAGCUUUACCAGUCAGCUCAGGCGUGUUGAAAACGUAACAUGGACCAUCUGAAUAAAAAAAUCUGUCUUAUUUAAGUUAGAGAAAGAAAAAAAAACAGUUUGGGUUCUAAUAUUUUGCUUGAAAGCUGUUGAUUUCUUUUGUUUUCUUUCCAUUGUUUUAACUUGACAAUUUAUUUGUUUCUCUGUAAAAACUGUAAAACAAUAAACAAAACAAAUACAAAACAAUAGCAUUUUCAAUAAUAAUAAUAAUAAUAAUAUAUAAAAAAAAAGACUUGAGCCAAUAUUCUCAAACCACUUUUACAUCCAGGAGGACAUUCAGCUUUAAGGGGAUGCAAAGAAACCGAGUUUAAAAAUAAUCUUUGUAAAUACAGCGAUGAGUCCAUCGAGGACAGGAACUCCACUGGUGUGGACACAGGAGCUCCUCCUGACUACAUCUACCAUCAUGCACCACAAUGAGUCAUACUGCCGAUGCAGCCGUUUGGCUGUAUGUGAUCAAUCACUGCUCCUGUCAGAAAACAUCGUGAUUACAUCCCAAUCAUAACACGUGCUGUAGGAACCAAUAAUAACUUUGACGAUGACACUGAUAAUGAUGAUGAUGAUGAUGAUAACAAUGAUACUUUUUGCAAUAUACUCUCACCUGCCUCGAUGUACUGUAUUUAGCAGCAUGCAGUUUGUGGAACAAAGAAAAAGAGAAAUGCCAACAAAUAACUUUUUUGGCAUACUUAGCCAUUUAUGGGUAAGUGAUUUAAGUGUUCAUCUUGUUUUUAUGAUAUUUUUUUUAUCUAUACAAUAAUUGUAAAUAAAGAACUCAAUGUCUUUGUUCAUUUAAUACUAUGCAAAAAGUCAUGCUUUUCUGAUUGUUACCCACCCUUAUUCCUAGAGUGUGUUGCUGGAAUGUUUGUGGUCUCAAAAGUCAGUAAAAACAAUGUGAUGUAAAUUAUUUUCUAGCUUGAGGAAAAAGUUCAAUGAUGAUGAUGAUGAAAUUAUUAUUAUGAUACCAUUAGGAGAAUGAUAAUAAUGGUGGUGAUAUUGAUGAUGAUGAUGAUGAUGAACUGUGACUCUUGCUGCUUGACUGUCCCAUUUACUACACUCCUGACAGGAGCGCAAGUGAACAACAUAAUAAACAAAAAAAAGAACGAAAAAAAAGGAAAAAUCACUAAAUAAAUCUCCCAGAGCAGCAUGACCCAGCAUGGUGU
Messenger RNA from Oreochromis aureus, 7405 nucleotides. RefSeq names its product ATPase plasma membrane Ca2+ transporting 2 (gene atp2b2). The transcript has 22 exons. Gene Ontology annotation, cellular component: postsynaptic density membrane; intracellular membrane-bounded organelle. The record is from RefSeq and is a predicted model, not a curated record. The coding region runs from base 34 to 3807 and encodes 1257 amino acids. Gene Ontology annotation, biological process: calcium ion transmembrane transport; regulation of cytosolic calcium ion concentration. Gene Ontology annotation, molecular function: PDZ domain binding; P-type calcium transporter activity; ATP hydrolysis activity. Lineage: Eukaryota; Metazoa; Chordata; Actinopteri; Cichliformes; Cichlidae.